Trematomus bernacchii (emerald rockcod) is the source of this 1597-nucleotide messenger RNA. It is a transcript of the gene rhbdd1, whose product is annotated as rhomboid domain containing 1. Gene Ontology annotation, cellular component: membrane. The transcript has 8 exons. Gene Ontology annotation, molecular function: serine-type endopeptidase activity. The coding region runs from base 291 to 1265 and encodes 324 amino acids. The record is from RefSeq and is a predicted model, not a curated record. Lineage: Eukaryota; Metazoa; Chordata; Actinopteri; Perciformes; Nototheniidae.
UGACAGUCGAUUCGAACCACCCACUUUUGCCGAGCAGUUACUUGAAGGUGCUAGAAAAUGAUGAAAUAUAGAGAAACACUCUCUGCUGACGUUUGACUCAGAUGUAUAAAGGCACACGGAAAGCCACCUGAUAGCGCUGAAUCAUUUAAAGCGAUGUUCUUGUGGAGCUAAACAGACUUGUAGACCUCUUUGCUUAAAACUACAAACUUAGUUCGCAUUAGCAUUAGCAUCAUAUUAGGAAGAGGUGUGCCAGCUUCCCGACCACAGACACCACUGACACUGCGUUCAGCAUGCGGCCCCGACAGAGGGGGUCCCACAUGGGCCUGAUGCUGCUGGCCUCCCAGCUAUUCCAGGUGGGACUGGACAACAUCCCCCCCGUCACGCUGGCUGUGCUGGGACUCAACGUGUAUCUGUUCCUGUUCCCUGCAGCGCCUCUCAUGCAGGCGUGUGUGAGUGUGCAGCAGGCCUACUGGCGGGGGGGCUGGCGCCGCCUGCUGCUGUCCCCGCUGCACCAUGUGGAUGACUGGCACCUCUACUUCAACAUGGCUUCCUUCCUCUGGAAAGGGACCAACCUGGAGCGGCGGCUGGGGGGCCCCUGGUUCCUCUACCUGCUGUGCGUCUUCUCUCUUCUCACCGGGGGGGUGUACCUGCUGCUGGAGGCCGCGCUGACAGAGCUGACCCAGGACCAGUCCUACAGCAUGGCCUGCGCCGUGGGCUUCUCAGGUGUCCUGUUUGCUCUGAAGGUGCUCAGUAACCACUACCACCCUGGAGAUGUGACCCGUGUGAUGGGCUUCCCGGUGUCUAACCGCUACGUGAGCUGGGUGGAGCUGGUGCUGAUCCACAUGAUGUCACCUGGGACCUCUCUGAUUGGUCACCUGGCUGGGAUCCUGGUGGGUCUGCUCUACACGUUAGGACCCCUGAAGGCCGUCAUGAAGAAAUGUGCAGGCUUUGUUACAUCGAGCGGAUAUAACUCCCGACCCAGUGCAUACUACAACUCUUCAGGCUCUACAGGCUACAGGAGCACUGGUGGAGGAUACUCAGGAUACCGUCAGAACAAUCCUCCAGACUACACCCCCCCCCACACAGCUUCUUAUAGCAGCGGACUGACAGAGGAGGAGCAGCUAGAGGCGGCCAUCAGAAACAGUCUGAAUGACAGGGGACAAAGCAGCCAGAGAGGAGCUCCUCCUCCCUACGGUCUCCACCUCUCUGAUGAGGCCAGAGCGGAGGAGAUCAGGUUGAGGAGACUGAGGAGGUUUGACAGCUGAGCUGUCGGCAGCGAAGAGGAAGAAGGAAGUGAAGGUGACAAGAGAAGAGGAGGAGUUCCCCCUGAAGCUCCAGACUUCACAGGAUGAAGGUCCAUGCACACAGACUGACCCCUUCAUCAGCUCGGUGACAGAGUGCUGCUCUGACCCGAGCUACGCUAAGCUACUUUAAUGUGAAUAUGCUUAUGAGCAGGUAAGGGUGAGAUUGUCUGGUGAUGAGGACUCCAAUGGGGAAUUAAUAGGACAUAUCAAAUGCCUUGAAGCUUUUUUGAUGUUGUAUUUUGUACAUUAUUUUGUAUGUAUGAAACAUAUACAGAUAAAAGCAACUACAGUAU